Molecule: messenger RNA, 5491 nt
Organism: Dermochelys coriacea (leatherback sea turtle)
Lineage: Eukaryota; Metazoa; Chordata; Testudines; Dermochelyidae
Gene: SHISAL1
Product: shisa like 1
Exons: 5
Coding region: 205-780 (191 amino acids)
Source: RefSeq, a predicted model, not a curated record
GAGCCGCCUUUCCCCGCCUGCUGGUGGGUCCCGAGGCAGGACGAGGGGGAGAUGGGAUCCGCUCGGUGAGCCGCCAGGCUGGAGCCCCCGUUUCCAGCGGGCUUCGGGGAGCCGCCGCCGGGCUCGAGAGGAUCCCCGCGCUGCUGGCUGGCUCUGCCCGGCUCUCCUUAGGUAAUUCUCUAAUGGAUCAAUGAAAACAAAACGAUGACAAGUUGUGGUCAACAGUCCUUGAAUGUGCUGAUGGUUGUGUUCUUAUUGCUCUUGUCAGCAGCAUUGUCUGCACAUUUUCGUGUCUGUGAGCCAUAUACAGACUACAAAGGCCGCUACCACUUUGGUUUUCACUGUCCACGUCUUUCUGACAAUAAAUCUUACAUCUUCUGCUGUCACCAUAACAACACGGUAUUUAAAUACUGCUGCAAUGAGACAGAAUUUCAGACUGUUAUGCAGAUGAACCUAACGGGGAAUGCAGAUGGAUAUAUGCAUAACAAUUACAGUGCAUUGUUAGGAGUGUGGAUCUAUGGCUUUUUUGUUGUGAUCUUGCUGGUACUGGACCUUUUAUAUUACUCAUCAAUGAACUACGAUAUUUGCAAAUUUUACCUGGCAAGAUGGGGAAUCCAGGGAAAGUGGAUGACACAGGCACAGAGCCGAUGGAUUAACCCUGCUCAGAAUCCAAGUCAAGUACAGACUCAGCCUCAGCCUCAGAUGUCACAGGCAGUACAUACUUUAAAAGGAGAUGCUUUGAACCCACCAUUGAUGUCUUUUCAGAGUUCAUCUGCCUGAAAACUGUAAUGAUGUGCCUCAAGAUGGGAGAGGUGAGUUUAGAAUGCAGCGAGCAGCUUUCAAGAGCGAACUAUCCAAGUGAAUGACAGACAGACAAACAAACAAAGAUGACACUGCAAGAUGGAGUUUGGUCAAGACAUCUGACAAGAAUCACCACCUAUCAACUUACAAAAACAAUGUUGAAAGAGUUCAGAAAACCAUCUGUAAGCAAUAUUUUGAUUUUAGGUCAAGAUUAGUAUUUUGAAAGGAGACAUCGUAUUUGAUAGAAAGCUCAAUACAGUGAAAUGCAAGUUGUUCUUGCAAGAUCUAAGCCAAGGUGGACAAGGACAACAAGACAAACCUUUGGCAGAUCAACUUUGUUUGCCUCCCCAUCCCCAUCAAUUGCCAUUUGAGCCUAAUCUGUGUCAGAAUAAUGAAUGUGAGUUAUUCCAAAGUUCUCUGGUGAAUGUCACAAUAGAGUAGAUGCUGACAUUCCCAGUCACUGUUCCCUCAACAUCACACCUCACAAUACAAAGGGACCCGUCAUCCAAUCAGAGUGCAGGGUAGUAGUCAUUUCAGUCCCCGAUUCUGGUCAUUUUAUUCAAAGCAAUGAGACUGGCAUGACAUCAUGAAAUUCCUGAGCACAACAAGUGGCCUCAACUGUACUUGCCCUCCAGAGGAGGGUACAAAAAUUUAAAAAAGGACAACCUCUCCCCUUCCUCAACCUGAUAGGAAAUGAAAAGAAAAAUCCCUCAGAUUACAAUAGCAAUAACAUCACUACUCCUCUGUUUUACAAGGCAAUAAUCCAAUCCCCUCAGGGCGAUAGUUAUUCAGCAAUUGAUUGGUCUCAUAAUUUAUCCCCCUCAGGAAUGGGAGGAUUGCUUUGCAAGCCAGAACAGCAAUGGGAUGCUGAGUCACUGUGUGUUGCAAUAGCCUGACUCUAUUUUAUUGUAGGGAUUUAAUUUGAAGACAUACAAUAUAUUUUAUAUCAGAGUGGCCCUCCGAGCCACAUAAAAUAAUCUUCAGUUUGAGAGCUGGGAGCACCUGCUGGAGCUCAGGGCUUCAGCAGGAGCAGGGCUGAAACCCUGAGCCCCAGCAGACACCUCCAGCAAGACUAGAGCCCAGAGAUCCCCCUCUCCACAAGGCAGAAGACCCUAGCCCUAUCACCCUGCCACAGGGCAGAAGCCCUGAGCUCCCCUCUCCCAGUCUGGUAGGUGGAGAACAGGGGAGGGAGGGCUCCGUGAACUGCACUUUAGCUGUAAAAGAGCCGCAUGCGGCUCACGAACCACAGUUUGGCCACCCAUUUUAUAUCAAUCAUUCCUGUGAAAUUAAGUCAUGCAGCAAGACGUCGUUUUAUACAGAGCACCUGGUGACUACAAACAAACAGAGGAAUUCCUCUGGAAUCACAGCACUCAACACAGCCACAUUAGUGCCAAACUAAUUCAGGAUGGCUAAUAUUAUUCCAACCAACACCAAAUGAUCUGACUAUGACUUAGUUGCAUAUAUUUGAGAGCAUCAUCAAUAGCAGGAACGCUUUCCAGGUCUACUGAGUAACACAAAGUCUUCUGUUAACAUUUCUUUGAAUUGAGCGCAUUUUUCUUCUUCUACUGAACAGCUAAGGGAUACAUUAUUACUGGACACGUUGGGCCAAGUUAUGGCUACCUUGCAGAAGUGCAUUAGAUAGGGAAAAGGCACAGAGAGGUGUCCGUUCUGGAGAGCAGAAGCAGGGGAAGCCAGCCAAUCUUGCCUGCAGCAGUUCAGUUCUGAGAGGAGGCCUGCCUGAGUAGGACAGGGACAUCUCCAUGUCCUACCUCCUUGCAUGCCAACAUGUCAAUGCAAAGUAUCACUGGGGAAAGGGCAUGCUAUACCCAAUGAAAAGGUGUAGCAAGUGCCACAGGUAAGCAUGCUCCCCCUCAGCACCCUUGCAGCCAUUGGACUUGCUCCUGCUCCACGCAGAAUGCCUGCAGCAUCCCCUUUAUGAAGGGACUCAGACGCCCCCCUUCUUUCCCGUACGUGAUUCAGUUUGUAGAGCCAUACUAGAGCCUUUAAAGUUGUACUGUGGUAUUGUACAUGGUGGCAAAUGUAGUAAAGGGAGUCCAUAUUUUUUAAAUUCUCAAUUCACUUUAAACCACAGAGCUUUUAGUUUUCUAAAUAGCAUUUCAUUAUACCAUUCAAAGCACUUUAGUUGAAGCUGGAACAAUAAGAGCUCCAUCAAAGGGGCAUUAUAGAGUGUUUUCAGAUACUGGUACAAAUACAGCAUUGGGUUUUUGCAAAAAUAGUAUUUAGCCUGAGCUAAGGGGCUGUGCUUGCAUGGAAGGGAGAAUACACACAGUGGAGCUGUGAAAUGACGCCUCAUUCCCAACUUGCCAGUAAAGGCCGGAAAAAUCAUGUAGCCAGAAGUAACACUGAUACUGGCCAUGCCUCUGUGGGCCAACAUGCCUCCUUUUCUUUUCCUAUCUGCCUUUGCUUGCAAAGGCCAACCUCCCCCCCCCCCCCCCCCGAGGUUAUACCUACAACACACAGAGUCUCCUUGCACAAGUUUUUUGCUACUAUUAUUCCUUUCCCUCCAUCACAGCAGUAACAUAGCAUUUCCACUGUUUAUGGAUCUGACACACAUACAUAAGGUACCAUAGGAUCAAGUCUACAGAAGUUUGGGAACGAUUUGUUAUAAAACAGGAAUAGUAAGAGGCGCACUUGGCACUUCCAAGGAUCAGGCCUGCUGAUCCUCUGAGAAUUGCAGGGUUCUUAGACCAGCACACUCUGUUAUGCAUCGUUCACUGUGUGAUGCCUAUCUCCGCACAACAGGCUGAAUUAAGGAUGGAAUAUCAAACUUUAAAGCCAACUUAGAAAUCAAACUUCUCCAUUAUAUUUUAACUACUAUAUUACUACAAGAAGCAUGUGUGCUUACUAUCAAUGAAAGUGAGCUGUAGCUCACGAAAGCUUAUGCUCAAAUAAAUUUGUUAGUCUCUAAGGUGCCACAAGUACUACUUUUCUUUUAGAGAAAAUUAUUUCACUAUUUUUUCCAGUUUGUUUACUUUACAGGCUUGACUGCACUUUGGGCUUCUCUAAACUUGUUGAACUACUACAGCAGCUGUGCCACUGUAGUUCUUCAGGGUAGACACUACCGAAUUCGACGGGAGGGGACGUCCUGUCUGCCAGAGUUAAUCCAUCUGCCCAAGAAGCAGUAGCUAGGUUGAUGGAAGAAUUCUUCUGUCGACCUAGCACUGUCUACAUCAUGGGUUAGGUCGGCUUAACUUGAUUGCUCAAGGGUAUGGAUUUUUCAGACCCCUGAGCCACUUCGCUAGGUCAACCUAAUUUUUAAGUGUAGAUCAGACCUUUGUAUGUAAUCGGUUUUUCUGUUUCUCCUGUAGAGGCAAUUUCCCCUUUCAUUUGUGUGGAUCUUUCAUGCAGUAAUGAGAGUGAGACUGUUAAAGAACAGAAGAAUAUGAUCAAAAAAAGCACAAAAGCUGGCAAAGGGACGCAGGAGUGAGUGAGCUUUAGAACUCACUUUUCUUAAAUUAAUAGUUUUCAGAUUUUUGGUGUCCCUUUAAUUUUAGAAGUCUCGAGUUUUGUCCAUUCAGGUCUCAAUUUUAAUAAUACUGAAACAAUGUGUCAGAUACCAAUAGCUGUUUCCAGACUUCAGCCGAUUGAUUUUAACCUUGCAGAACAUAAAAUGGAUUCUCUGGGCUAGAUUCUGAUCUUGAGCACCAUUUUACACCAGUGUAACUCCAUUUACUUCAAUGGAGUCACUCUGGACUUACAACAGUGUGAGAAUCAGGCCCACAAGAAUAUUAUCCAUUAAAAUAAAUGAAUAUUUUCUGCAACUCAGCAACUUUACAAUCAACAGAAUUGUUUCCUGUACAUAGUCAUUCAAACGGUCUCCUUCAAAACAAGACAAGCAAACUCUUCCUAAGUAUUGUUUAGAACUACCUACUUUUAUUGUGAGGUUAUUGCCACCAUAGAGAUCUUUGUAAAAAGCUUAUGUUCAUGAAGGAAUUUGUAUUAGAUACUGGUUUGUGUGUCUUACUGUAUUUUGUAAGGGUUUUUUCCCUUUGGGAAUUGUGUGUUAUUAAUGAGCAGUUUUAUGCUUUAUUUCUGGUAUGUGUACACAUUGUAAUUGAUGUGCUUUUUUUUUUAAAUCUCUGUACAGACAGAUUGAUAUUAGGUAGAUACUCACUGGCUGAAGUUUUCAUAUUACCUACAAAUUUACACAUGUGGACUUAAGGGGGACGGAUAGCUCAGUGGUUUGAGCAUUAGCCUGCUAAACCCAGAGUUGUGAGUUCAAUCCUUGAGGGGGCCAUUUAGGGAUCUGGGGCAAAAAUUGGGGAUUGGUCCUACUUUGAGCAAGAGGUUGGACUAGAUGACCUCCUGAGGUCCCUUCCAACCCUGAUAUUCUAUGAUUCAUAACAGAGGAAGAAUAGUUCAUCUAUCAUCAGUUAAAAAAAAAACAGCUUAUAGCCUAUAUAUAUUGUACUUAAAUAUUGGAUCUUGACUAAAAUGAAUAUUAGUUCAGCCUUAAUCUAAAACAAACACACGUAUCACGGGUAAAUUUUCCCGCACUGUCCCAAUCUUUUGUAUUCUGAAGUUUUCGAAAAGCAAUGACUAGAUAAACAAUAUCUGUAAUAUAUCAGCCAUCAUCAAAUAAGGCUGUGCUCCAACAGUUCUCUACUUUUAGCCAGUGUAAAAUGAUUACAGCAAAAACAAAAUAAAUUACACCAAAUUCUGCAUUUAC